AUGCAGGAGCAGCAGCAGCAGCAACCUUUCAAUGUGGGCUAUCAUCUGUUUUGGUAUCGUCAGCAACUAACGCGUCGCAAUGUGGAGUACAUGCGUCUAUCUAAAGCCAAGUACUUCAUUACGGAAACGCUGCUGGCCAAGACGGUGCGCAACUUGAAGGCUUGCUCCAUGGACGAGCUGAGGACAGUGAACAAUCAGAUUGUGUUUAAGCACAAGCUCAAGCAUCAGAUAUAUCGACUGCGCAAGCUACAAUCUCUGGGUAUUAAGAACGCCAAUCCGCACAUGCAGAGCACUGAACUGUAA
Messenger RNA from Drosophila busckii, 303 nucleotides. RefSeq lists its product as uncharacterized. NCBI's taxonomy places the organism in Eukaryota, Metazoa, Arthropoda, Insecta, Diptera, Drosophilidae. The record is from RefSeq and is a predicted model, not a curated record. The transcript is spliced from 2 exons. Bases 1 to 303 code for a protein of 100 amino acids.